Pseudoliparis swirei is the source of this 5307-nucleotide messenger RNA. RefSeq names its product calcium channel, voltage-dependent, beta 2b (gene cacnb2b). The coding region runs from base 362 to 2758 and encodes 798 amino acids. The transcript is spliced from 14 exons. Gene Ontology annotation, biological process: neuromuscular junction development; regulation of voltage-gated calcium channel activity; chemical synaptic transmission. Gene Ontology annotation, cellular component: voltage-gated calcium channel complex. The record is from RefSeq and is a predicted model, not a curated record. NCBI's taxonomy places the organism in Eukaryota, Metazoa, Chordata, Actinopteri, Perciformes, Liparidae. Gene Ontology annotation, molecular function: protein binding; high voltage-gated calcium channel activity.
GCAACAGAUGCCUCACGGAGAAAUAAGCCUUUAAUACCCAGAGGACUCAGGAGGGGGUAGCUACACUCAACUCACCAUACAGACUUAAGUGAAACCCCUCACGCAGCUCAUCGGAGUCUCCGGGGCCGUGUCCUGCGCGUCGCGCGCUCUCUUGGGAACUAUUUCUUCUUUACGCACAACACGGCGAACGUUAUUGUGUUUGCAUUGAACGGCACCGUCGGAUACGUCCACCUGUUUCACAGGUAGCACUCUGCCUCGUGGCACACUCGUCCAUGUCUCAUUCACUGGAGCCAGUUGAACGAUAAUCUCACCUGCUCGUUACAACCGUGAGAUAUAACCCUCGUGGACCGCUUCGACCACCAUGCCGCCUAAGAAAAAGGGAGAGCGUCAGGACUCGGACGUCGUCGAGGAAAGAAACGCCCAGGUGCAGCUGGAGAAGGCCAAGUUCAAGCCGGUAGCAUUUGCAGUGCGUUGCAACUUCUCCUACACGCCAGCAGACGACGACAAUAUCCCCGUGCCGGGCCAGGCCAUCACCUUUGAGGCCAGAGACUUCCUCCAUAUCAAAGAGAAGUUCAACAAUGAGUGGUGGAUCGGCCGGCCGGUGAAGGAGGAUGGCGUCGUGGGCUUCGUCCCCAGUCCAGUCAAUCUGGAAACCAUCCUCAUCAGAAGAGAAGUGCAGGCGAGGAAAGCCGCCAAGGCCCUCGCCAACAAAUCCACUCUAGUAGCUCAAGAUAUGAACGCAAAGAAAUAUACUCCUCCAUCCCAAGCCAAUCAGCAGGUGAAAAAGAAACCGGGGGAGCAUGUGUCUAUGUACGACGUAGUGCCUACAAUGCGUCCUGUGGUCCUCAUGGGACCAUCACUGAAGGGCUUAGAUGUUACAGACAUGAUGCAAAAAGCACUCUUUGACUUUUUAAAACAUCGAUUUGAAGGCAGGAUUACUAUCACACGGGUCACAGCUGACAUCUCUCUGGCUAAACGCUCCAUCCUCAACAACCCUGGGAAAAAGGCCUUGAUGGAUCGGUCGAACACGCGCUCACAUUUAGAUGCUGCCGCCCAGAUCCAGGGGGAGGUGGAGCGUAUCUUUGAGCUCGCGCACAGCCUGCAGCUGGUGGUUCUAGAUGCGGACACAAUCAACCAUCCCAUCCAGGUGUCCAAGACCUCCCUGGCACCGAUCCUCAUCUACGUCAAGAUCUCCUCGGCGAAGGUGUUGACGAGACUGAUCAAGACUAGAGGGAAGUCUCAGACCAAGCAUCUUAACGUUCAGAUGGUGGCAGCAGACAAGCUCGCCCAGUGCCCUCCGGAAAUGUUUGACGUCAUCUUAGAUGAGAACCAGCUAACUGACGCCUGUGAGCACAUUGCUGAUUAUCUGGAGUCCUACUGGAGAGCCACUCAUCCGCCAGAGAUGGAGCAUGCCAACUCACUAGUGGCCCAGCUAGCCGCGAAUACACUGCCCACCAGUCCUUCAGCAAAACCGGACGUGCAAAAAAACAAGAAGUCCGUCGCCCCCAAGAGGAAGGGUACCCGGGAGAACCAUCUCGACCAGAAACAAUCGUCAGCCCCGGCCCAGGAGCAGAGGGCUGAGCAGGGCCAGAGAGACGAGGAAGAGCAGCUCCUGAGGACUGAGCCAAAGCACGGCCACCACCAACGCCAUCACCACCACCGCCACAGCCGGCUGGAGCAUCACAGCCACGCCCAGAACAACCCAACAUCCGGCGGCGUGGAAGUGCGGUCGAGCAGGGAGUACAGACAGAGGCUUCCUCGCAGGCACCCGACCGAGGAGAGGGAGGAGUUGGUGGAGGACUUGGUGGGGGAGGACGAGGAGGAGACGCGCUAUAACCACCGAGGACAUAACCACCACCAUCGUAACAUCAACCACCACCAUCACCACCGCCAACAACAACCACAACAGCAGCAUCACGGUGGGAACCGCCAGGCACACGUUGAGGAAAACUACGAGCAGGAGCACAACGAACGCAACCGGCAGCAUCGGCAUCACCAGCAUAUUCCACCACGGACACAGCACACAGAUCACUCCCCUGCAGCCAAUCACCACAACUACCACGGCAGAGACAGAGACAAACACAAGGACAGGGAAAGAGACAGAGACAAACACAAGGACAGGGAAAGAGAGAGAGACAAGGACAGGGAAAGAGACAGAGACAAACACAAGGACAGGGAAAGAGACAGAGACAGACACAAGGACAGGGAAAGAGAAAGAGAGAGAGACAAGGACGGGGAAAGAGACAGAGACAAACACAAGGACAGGGAAAGAGAGAGAGACAAGGACAGGGAAAGAGACAGAGACAAACACAAGGACAGGGAAAGAGACAGAGACAGACACAAGGACAGGGAAAGAGAAAGAGACAAACACAAGGACAGGGAAAGAGAAAGAGAGAGAGACAGGGAAAGAGACAGAGACAAACACAAGGACAAGGACAGGGAAAGAGACAGAGACAAACACAAGGACAGGGAAAGAGAAAGAGAGAGAGACAAGGACAGGGAAAGAGACAGAGACAAACACAAGGACAGGGAAAGAGAAAGAGAGAGAGACAAGGACAGGGAAAGAGACAGAGACAAACACAAGGACAGGGAAAGAGACAGAGACAAACACAAGGACAGGGAAAGAGAAAGAGAGAGAGACAAGGACAGGGAAAGAGACAGAGACAAACACAAGGACAGGGAAAGAGACAGAGACAAGGACAGGGAAAGAGAAAGAGACAAGGACAGGGAAAGAGAUAUAGACAGAGACAGAGAUUGAGAUAGAGACAAGGGAGAGGUAGAGAUAGAGAUGCACAACAAUUGCACAGAGCUUCCUAUAUACAAUAAGACUGUUUCUUGUGGGUUUGUGCAUUAUUUUAUGCUGCCCAAGUUAUAAUGUACAAAUCGACGGGGCUGGAUGCGUCAUCUUCGCGGACAUGGUUCUCAUCGUUUAGUUUUUUUUUACCCUCUGCCACUCACACACACUUUGUCCUUUUUUUUUGUUCUUUACCAGAAUUAAUAUUAUCACUCGGUUUUUGUCCGUUUAUUUUCACCCACUUGACAUUAGUCACGAUAAAUUCAACAAUGUCUUGGAAGGUUUUAAAAUAUUUUGCAUCGGUCAUAAUGUUCUGGAGCCAAGAACAGUUAAGGUUGCAAUGAUUUGGUGUUGAUUUUAUUUCAUCGAUUAUUAGGAAAAAAUCUAACAAACUAACGCAAUCUAUGGCGAGUGCUUUUUGAGUGCGUAGUGGGAAAAUCAAAAGGUCCUUUUACCGUUAUAACUCCCAGAAAACUUAUUUUACUCAAGAAAGACAAAAUAUGAUCCUGUGUAAAGUUUAAACAGUCAAUUUUUUUAAUCAGUCAACUGAUUAUCUAACUAACAUUUGGAUAACACUCAUUCAUCGUUCCAUUUGAACUUUUCUUAGCAAAAAUGAACAAACCUUAUUGGUAAGCUCAAAUGUAAGGUUUGAAAACAAGCAUUUCAAGAUGUAACCUUUGCUUCUGCAAAUGUCUUUUUCCCUAUUUGAAAAUAAUAAUACAAUUAAAAUAAUAAUGAAUUAUUGCACAAAACAGUUUUACAAAAUCUGUUUUCCUGACAAUGAAAUAAUGAACAUGUGAUCUUGAUAUAACUGUCAGGUUCUUGUCACGGGGUGAGGCUCGGGCGCAGAGAAACGAGGUGGACUCGAUAUGAAUAACAAAAAGGCGCUUUUUAAUGAGGCAAAAGUUACAAAAAAACAACAAGGUUCAAAAAGGGGCAGAUAGAGAAUCCAGGUUCAGGGCAGACAGGGUCAACAGGCAGAAUCAGGCAUACGAACAGGACGACAGGAAAAGGACACGGAACUAUAGACGACAAUCCAACAGGAGACAAGGGAAAGACUGACACAAUAUAUAGGGGGGGAAACACAGGUGUACGACAUCAGACAGUAACGAGACAGGAGUGGCUGAGGGCAGGUGCAGGGAAUUAAACAAUUAAGACAGAAGACACAGAGGAGACAUAGGAGACACGGAACACAGGAGAAACAGAACAGGGUGUUACAAUAACAGUAUAAAUUAAAAUAAUUGCUGUUCUCAGUUUAAGUAAAAAUGAAUGCUUAUUAUAUUAUUUAGUUUAUACAAAGUUGCACAAGGGGAUGUUUUGUCGAAGAUGUAAAAAAAGAAAACGGUAAAAAAAAAACUAGGGGACAACAGACUUAUUUUGCUACGUGUCACAUCUGACUGUCACUUUGUGUUUAAAUUGGUGUAACUUCAAAAGCCAACAAGUUAUUUUAAACAUUGGUAAGGAAAGUCAAACUAUUUUUCUACAUAAUUCUAAAGGGAAGUCAUUCGUUGCUUCCUACUUUUCUAAAUGGUGUUCAAGCAUAUCUAUUGACUUGCUUGUCUGGAAGCAUGGACACUCUUUUGAUGACACUGACCUGUGCUUUAUGCUGGAUACUCUAUGCAUCUUCUUGUGAUGAAAUAUAUUGCUUGAAUACAAUCUCUAUGCAUUUGUACAUACUUCAUAAUUGCCUUGUUAGGUGGUCUAAAUGUAUGCAGAACCAGAUAGCCCGUUGCACUGGUUGGUAGAACUUGACCUAAUGUGUAUGUUUGCUUUGAGUUGACAAGACUGAGAUGACUCUGCUUCCUUUGUGUUGGUUAUUUUUGUUUUGUACAGCUUUCAGGAGUUCAUUUUGACAAAUGUGCAUUAAUAAAUCAUUAAAAUGUAAAACAAAUAAUCGGUUAAUUUACAUUUUAUUUGGAGAUGUCAGCACCUCUGUCACUUAUAACUCCAGAUCCAUGGAUGUGUCCUCAACAUGGAAGUUGCUUGAUGAAUGACACCACUUUAAUGUCGCAGCUGGUUUAAGUGUAUUUUUUUAAUAUGCUUUUAUAAUCACAUUUUUAAAUGUAUCUGCCAUCCUGAAAUUACAAUAUUACAAUUUUCUCAUUACACAAUUACAAUUUGUCAGGCUAGCAGUGCUGAUUAGCUUGUGGAUUUAUAGUCUUAAUCUAUAAUAAUAAAAUCAUUUAAUUUCUUGAUAUAUUUUUAUUAUCUCAAUCUGGAAAAUACUUGGAAACAAAAGUUAGAAUAAAUGCUUAUCCCACAAAUGCAUGUUCCUUACAAAUAGGGCACCAUUUGAAGAGGAAUUUACAGGCUUUCCAAGGGUAUACAAUGUAUUGCCAAGAAGCAUUGUUAGAACAGAGAAUAAUACCAAACAAACAUUUCAAAACUUUGUGUUCAAUGUGGAUAAGUGCUUAGCAUAACAAUCAACGACAAGUUAAAUUGCCACAGGAUGAAACCUAUAUGUCUGAAAGCGGCCUGCAGUGAAAAGGUCUAUUAAACAAGAACAUGUUGUA